UCAUAUUUUUUUAUUUCAUACUUUUUUUUUAAACAAAUGUUUUUCAAACUAACAAACAUUUUUAAAACAAUUACCAAACCUUUGAAAUAUAAAUUUCUAAUUGGUGGUCAGCACAAUGGGACCGAAAAUAGCAAUUUGAAAUAUUAUAUCUUGAGCUAUUUAAGUGGGAUCUGUUUGGCGAUUGGUUUUUGGAAGGUGUUUAUCCAAACCUUGGGAUUCCCUAUUGACAUAACUUAUGGAUUAUUAUUAAUACUUGUCAUCAUUCUUGGUCUUGGAUUUGUGUUCACAACUGCCAUCAAAUGUAUUUCAAUCCUGACAUGUGUUGGAUUGCUAGGUAAAAGUGGGAGAGGUUUCCUACGAGCUCUGUGCAUGACAUUGAUUAUAUCAGGGCCACUAUCAAAUAUGGCAUCAAAUGGGCAGGAAAUAGUUCGUGUAUUUGCCUGCACAACAAUUCUCAACUACAACCUCACAAAAACUCGUUUUGAUCUCAUGAGCAAGCCGUUCCAAAAUACGCUUGCAGCCAUGAAGGGUGAAAUUUCUGAUAUAGGAGGGAAUUUCGAAAACAUCAAACAAGUCUUACAGCCGAUUAAGGAUGAAAUUGAGGGCAACAUGGAAGAAAACCAUAAUUCAUCGGAAGUGCUGAAUAGCAUUGUGGAAAGAUUGGUUCGGGGAGAUAUUUUAUCCUCUUUAUCUUUUGCCAAUCCAACUAACACAACUGACAGAAUGGCCAAGGCCAAUAGAAUCAAAGAAAACUAUUCCAAGAAGAUGCAAUUACGAUGUAAAGAACAACUGGAAAAGGGUGAAAAUCGUUGCAAGGAUGCAUUUUCUAGUGCUCAUGAUAAAUGCAUGGACAAACUACCAUUUGUAAUUAAUACUCUCCUCUGUUGGCCACUCCGGAUUGAUUAUGUUUGCAAUAUGAAUCUUUUGGGCUACCAAGAAACUGGAGGAAUUUGUGAUCCUGGCAAUGUUAUAGAUGCAAAGCUUGGUGAAAAUAUGAUCGAUUUGAAAGAAACUGAAGAUGAUCUUUUUCAAAAUAUUACCAAUGUGGGGAUUUCAUAUGAAGUUGUCAAGAUUCAACAGCCUGCCCAACUAAGGGCAGCAAAAGAAACCGCAAAGGUUGUCAUGGAAGAAAUUACAGAAAAGAAGAAAACUUUUGACUAUAUUAUGUCGAUUAUGCAGAGAAUUCUUUCGUUUGUGUUUUUAAAAAUUAUUUAUGCUUCAAUAAUGUACCAUAGAAAUUAUUUGAAAACAAUUGAGUUCGAUAACACGUACAUAACGGCAUAUUUUAAGAAAAUUGAUCAACGUCGACGAGAACGGAAUCAACAUACGUUGUUGCCGUUAAAAAAAUUCCAAAAGAACUUUUUAAUUGACACUGAUAAACCUUGCACCCGAACAAAAGCUGAAUCAAGACUUAUAACAUUUUUCUUAAUUCAAUUUCUCCUCGAACUCUUUGUAUCGGGCUUCUUUUUGCUCCUAGAUCACAUGAUCGUUGUUCUGUUAAAUAUCAUUGCUGCUAAUUCGGAAAUUACAUAUUAUCAAGAAGGUGAACAUAAGAUUUCAUUUUACAUAAAUGGAACAGGUCUCAUGGCUCGGUUGAUGGAAACAACUUUAAAAAACUUCAAUAUGCAUGAAAAGGUGUCAUCUUUUCUAACCAAUAAAGCCUGUUUACCUAAGCCAUCAGAAUUAUCAAGGCGAUACUAUCUGAUGUUGAUUGGGUUAUACGUUGCAACUUUGCUGCUUAUUUACUUCAGUACUCUAGCAAUGCGGUCUAAAAUGUAUAUUUGUGGAUUUUUCUAUUAUAAACGAGAUAAACAAAGAACUUUACAUCUUUACAAUAAAAUGUUGAAAGACCGCAAGACUGUAUUCGAAACAAUGUACCGUAAAAUAAAGGAAGAUGUAGAAGCACAAAGGCUAAGGAUGAAUUUGAACAUUUUCUUGUGGCUCGUUCUGAAAUUCCCAAACUCAUUUGGGUGGCUUCGAUGUCUGAAUGUUGCCAGGAGAAAUUGUUUAAUUUGCGAAGAGAAGGAGCCUAAAAAUGUUGACGAUAACUUGUUAGGUCAGUUUAUAGAAUGUAAAACUUCAAAAUGUAACUUUAUUUAUUGUAAGGAAUGUUGGCUUGAUAUUGGAGAAAUAUGUGUUGCAUGUCAAAAUCCCGAAAACACGAUUUAGUGAUGUCAUUCGAAUGGUAGAUUGGAGUAGUGUUAAAAAUGCACUUUUAUAUUUAUUAUUAUUUUAUUUUAUUUUAUUUAUUAAAGUAUAUUUUUUUGCG
Molecule: messenger RNA, 2269 nt
Organism: Eupeodes corollae
Lineage: Eukaryota; Metazoa; Arthropoda; Insecta; Diptera; Syrphidae
Gene: snky
Product: protein sneaky
Exons: 10
Coding region: 37-2169 (710 amino acids)
Cellular component (GO): membrane
Source: RefSeq, a predicted model, not a curated record